Molecule: messenger RNA, 1308 nt
Organism: Chelmon rostratus (copperband butterflyfish)
Lineage: Eukaryota; Metazoa; Chordata; Actinopteri; Chaetodontiformes; Chaetodontidae
Gene: hsd20b2
Product: hydroxysteroid (20-beta) dehydrogenase 2
Exons: 11
Coding region: 82-1056 (324 amino acids)
Cellular component (GO): endoplasmic reticulum
Molecular function (GO): oxidoreductase activity
Source: RefSeq, a predicted model, not a curated record
CAAAUUAGGAUUAACCACCUUUUAAAACUUUGCCCAUUGUGCUACGAGGGAACCCUGCUCAGUCUAGAGCUCGGCUGAAAAAUGUCGUUCACUGACAUACUAGCCGUCGUCGGGGGAUUUAUUGUUGCUUUCCACCUGCUGAAGUUGGCCUGGAGAUGUUGGUGUGGAUUCAGACAGUUUGUUCUGUCAGAGCUUUGGCAGAUGAAUUUAAGGUCAUAUGGGAAAUGGGCAGUUGUCACCGGUGCCACGUCUGGCAUUGGUAAAGCUUAUGCCAAUGAGCUGGCGCGAAGAGGCCUGGAUGUUGUUUUAGUGAGCAGAUCUAACGAUAAACUUCAAAUGGCUGCCAAAGAGAUAGAGGAUCAGUAUGGACGAAAGACUCGCACCAUCCAAGUGGACUUCACAGACGGGCACAGCAUCUACCCUGUUAUAGCCAAAGAACUACAGGGGCUGGAGAUUGGAAUUCUGGUUAACAAUGUAGGAAUGACCUGUUCGGAUAAUUUUGCAUAUUUCCUGGAAAUACCAGAAGCUGAGCAGAAAAUCACUCAGAUUAUCAACUGUAACAUGCUGUCUGUCCCUCAGAUGACUAGACUGGUUCUUCCAGACAUGGUGAAAAGAGGGACUGGGCUGAUCAUAAAUAUCUCCUCUGAAGUGGGCAUCCACCCGCAGCCUUUGCUGUCCCUUUAUUCUGCCACUAAGAUUUUUGUGACAUACUUCUCUCAGUGUCUGCAUGCUGAGUACAAGUCGCAGGGAAUUAUUGUUCAGUGUGUCGCCCCUUUCCUGGUCUCCACCAACAUGACAAAAAACAUGCCAACGAACCUCUUCGUGAAGAGUGCUGCAGGCUUCGUACGGGAGGCCUUGAACACCGUGGGUCUCUCCAGCUACACCAGCGGCUGCCUGUCCCACGCGCUCCAGGACAUGGCGCUCACGAUACUCCUGCCCGACUGGCUUCGCAUGUCAUCGGUCCUCAUCAGAAAGCUACGACACCUCGUGAUAGUCAGCAAAUACGAAAGAGGAGCGCGCAGGGAAAAGGAGAAGCACGGUGACAAGGAGGAGUAGCCGUGUGCCUGCAUCUGCACAGAGGAGGAAAAUCACUUGAUGAAUAGAUUACUGACAAGAUUGUGACUUUUGCAGCUGAAUGGAGACAUUACGAUAUAAUCAGCGUAGGUCCGCUUCUCACAUACAUAAAAUGUAUGUAAUAUUGCAGCAAGGUGGCUUUAACUCAUAGGCCACACACUACAAGUAAAUACUGUGAAAUGUAUUUAUUCUCAAUUAUUUUAUUUAUCUUUGGAGCAAAAAUGUUAAACAGUC